AGCGCUUCUCUCGGAGUCAAACAGCAGCAGCAGCGCGAGCUCAGAAGCAGCGACACAGACAGCAGAGGAGGACGCGCGUGCGCUGCUUCUAGAUGACAGACCUAACGUAAACAUACCUUUCCUGCCUCUUUAUCAUCGUAACACAGUCUUUCUUUCUCUCGGGAAGUCUGGAGAAGAAGAAUGACUGACAAAGGAAUGCUCAUCUCACCGUCGGCUCUCCAGGAUGCCGCGGAUGGAGCGAAACCUGAAGACAUUAGUAUGGAUUGUACGGAAAUGAAAAACAAACCUUGUCCGUAAGAGAUUUUAACUCUGUACAGUCAGCCGAUCAAUGAGGAGCAAGCCUGGGCCGUGUGUUAUCAGUGUUGCAGGUGGUUGACUCAAAAACAGAGACGGAAAGAGACAGGAGGGAGUCCACCUGGACGGAUUGCGGGUCCUGGAGAUGUGAGGAUCCGGAAGGACGGGACUGUGAAAUUACACCAACAGAGCAGUCCAGAUAAACACAUCCCGCCCAGUUCAUCAAUAGAGAUCAUAGAGUCUCUGGGUAUAAUGAUCUACAAGGCUUUGGAUUACGGCCUGAAGGAGCAUGAGGAGAGAGAGCUCAGCCCUCCUCUGGAGCAGCUCAUCGACCUCAUGACCAACAUGGCAGACACAGAAACAGACUGUCCUGAUGAGGGAUAUGAGGCAACGGAGGAAGAGGAUGAGGGAGAGGAAGAACCCACAGAAGUCUCCAACAUCCGGGGCUAUCGUGACAUCAUUUCCCUGUGCACAUCUCACCUUCCCAGCUCAUCAGAUGCUCCCAACCACUACCAGGCCGUAUGUCGAGCCCUGUACGCAGAGACCAAGGAGCUACGCACCUUCCUGGAGAAGAUCAAGAGUGCCAAAGAGAAUUUGCAGAGGAUGGAAGGAGAAACAGAGGAGCCCGUCAGAGACCUGAAUGAGCUGGAGAAUGCUGACUGGGCACGGUUUUGGGUGCAGGUGAUGAGGGCUCUGAGACACGGUGUGAAGCUGAAGAAGGUCCAGGAGCGUCAGUAUAACCCUCUACCCAUCGAGUUCCAGCUCACGCCUUAUGAGAUGCUCAUGGACGACAUCCGCUCCAAACGCUAUAAACUUCGCAAAGUCAUGGUCAAUGGUGACAUUCCUCCGAGGUUAAAGAAGAGCGCUCACGAGAUCAUACUAGAGUUCAUUCGCUCCAGACCUCCACUGAAUCCCGUUUCUGCUCGAAAGCUAAAGCCUCAUCCUCCAAGACCUCCCAGUCUUCAUGAACGUAUCCUGGAAGAGAUCCGGUCGGAGAGAAAGCUCAGGCCCGUCUCACCUGAUAUGAUCCGUAGGAGUCGACUUGUAAUGCGCCCACUUAGCACUUCUGUCAGUUUUGACUCAUCAGGCGCAGGCAAAAGUAUGAGCACCCCACAGGACUUGUUCCGAAGCUCAGACAUCCCUGACGGACACCGAAAGUUGGCCAUCAGCACACUGUCCCUGGCCAAUGGAACGUCGCCAGCUCGGAGCCCCGUAAACGGUGUAGCCGGAGGUCAGCCGCUGUCCCAGAGAAAGAGGUUGCUCAAAGCGCCUACGCUGGCCGAGCUUAAUAGCUCCGACUCGGAUGAUGAACAAAACACUCAGAAGUCUGACAGCAGCUCCAGCGUAUCCACCUCACUGGUUGAGGACAUGUCUCCAGAGUCUGUCAAGGCCAAAAAAACUCCUCCGCAGUUCCUGCCCAUAUCUUCCACCCCUCAACCAGACAAACGCUUCGCUCCACAGAGGAGGCACUCCAUAGAGAAAGAAGAUCCCACCAGCGUACGGCCUUUCCUGCCUCCGUCUCGCCAGAACUCCAGAUCUCUGCUCUCUUCGGACAACAAGGCUCACGCACUAGGCAGCGGUCGUGCGGAGGAGUUCUGCUACCCCGUCGAGUGCCUGACUUUGACCGUAGAGGAGGUGAUGCAUAUCAGACAGGUUCUUGUUAAAGCAGAGCUGGAGAAGUUCCAGCAGUAUAAAGACGUCUAUAAUGCGCUGAAGAAAGGAAAGCUUUGCUUCUCAUGUCGGACGAAGAAGUUCUCGCUCUUCACCUGGUCCUACACCUGCCAGUUCUGUAAGAGACCUGUUUGUUCACAGUGCUGUAAGAAGAUAAAGUUGCCCUCCAAGCCCCAUGCCAGCCUGCCCAUCUCCUCUCUGGGCCCCAGCAUCUUGCCCAAAAAGGAGUGUGCAGCGUCAGCCACGACAGAGAAGCCCUCCUCCACAUCCAGUCACAAGCAUCACAGCCUUCAGCGCACAAUGUCCAGAUCAUCAAAGCAUGCAGAGCGCUCGUCGUCCAAAGACGAGCUGGAGCUGCCGGAGCAGUUCACAGAGGACUGGAGCACCAUGGAGGUCUGCGUGGACUGCAAGAAGUUCAUCAACGACAUUAUCAGCAACAGCAGGCGCAACCUGUCCACCAAACGUGCCCGUCCGCACCGCAGGACCCACUCCGUCUACAUGUCCAACACCAGUUCUUCCAACUACAAACCCUCAGAACGAACUAUCAAAGAGGUUUAGGAUCCGAAGUGUUUGGAACGGUCACGGUGUGCUCCUAUUAAAACGCUCCCGUUGAGACUGUUCUCACCUGUCGCACAGGUGCCAGGCGGUAAUGUGCUUAUGUUACAUACUGUAUGAAAAAUAUGCCCACUUUUGUUAGCUUUGUAACGUUCCUUCAAUACCACUUCUUUUCCAUUUAAAAAGUGCCAGAGGUGAAGGAAUAAAGUCGUCCCUCUUCCAGCAUGAGUCCUUAAGCACCAGCCUUCUCAGGAAAAGCUUUGGAAUGUAGUUUAACACUUUACUUUGACCAGCUUACCCAGAAUGAAAUGACUGUGUGAAAAAAGAUAUGGCGAGGCUGCUUUGAUAACUAAAAGGCACAAUGCCUGAAUGUACAUUUUUCAAUGGAGCUCAAUCGUAUGUAAAUAGUUGCUGAAUGCUCAGCCUAAAUGUAAAUAGACAUCCAAACUGACUUAUUUUCCCCUUUUUUGAAGUACUAGUCGAUUGCUGUAAGACCAAGAGACUGUAGUUUAUUCAGCCUCCGCAACAAUUCAAGAUCAUGUCUUACCAAAUGUUUUUUCUUAUUGUUUGUUAAAAUUGCUGCUGUGAUUGCAACACCCAA
Molecule: messenger RNA, 3121 nt
Organism: Cyprinus carpio (common carp)
Lineage: Eukaryota; Metazoa; Chordata; Actinopteri; Cypriniformes; Cyprinidae
Product: protein spire homolog 1
Exons: 20
Coding region: 547-2523 (658 amino acids)
Biological process (GO): establishment of meiotic spindle localization; actin nucleation; Golgi vesicle transport
Cellular component (GO): cell cortex; cytoplasmic vesicle membrane
Molecular function (GO): actin binding
Source: RefSeq, a predicted model, not a curated record